Lepidothrix coronata (blue-crowned manakin) is the source of this 1895-nucleotide messenger RNA. Its product is annotated as urea transporter 2-like. The transcript is spliced from 10 exons. Gene Ontology annotation, cellular component: membrane. Gene Ontology annotation, molecular function: urea transmembrane transporter activity. The record is from RefSeq and is a predicted model, not a curated record. Gene Ontology annotation, biological process: urea transmembrane transport. Lineage: Eukaryota; Metazoa; Chordata; Aves; Passeriformes; Pipridae. Bases 210 to 1490 code for a protein of 426 amino acids.
UUUCUUAUCUCUGUCACCAACAAGAGACUGAAUCUGCAUGCCAUUCCACCACUGAAGUGAGGUGUUCUGAGUUGCUGUUUAACCCUCUGAAAACACCCACCUGAAUUCUCUGCUCUCAACAGAGCAGCCCAAGGAUAAACUCUCAAGUAAAUCCUAUGUGACUGAAGAUAUAGGAGCCUGACUCUGAUUUUCACCUUCACCCAAAAAAGAUGGAGCUCGGUGAGAUCGUUGUGACUGAACGUUCCAGUGAGAGGCAGAUGUACAAGAGGCGGGUGCCAAGAGCCCAGGACCUGCUGUGGAGAAGCAGAAACUGGAUCCACCAAGUUUUUGGGUAUCUCACAGGAGAAAUGAAAGAAUAUGGAGAGUGGAUGAAAAACAAGCCCUUAAUGGUUCAGCUGGUGGACUGGAUCUUGCGAGGGACCUCUCAGGUGAUGUUUGUCAACAACCCCCUCAGCGGGCUGAUCAUUUUGGUGGGGCUUUUCCUCCAGAGUCCCUGGUGGAUGCUCACAGGCUGCACUGGAACUGCUGUGUCCACAUUGACUGCACUGGCUCUCAGUCAGGACAGGUCAGCCAUCACAGCUGGGCUGCACGGCUACAACGGGAUGCUGGUGGGAUUGCUCAUGGCUGUCUACUCCAGCAAAGGGGAUUACUACUGGUGGCUUCUCCCUCCUGUGGCAGUUAUAUCAAUGGCCUGCCCUGUCCUGUCCAGUGCUUUGGGAUCCAUCUUCAGCAAAUGGGACCUUCCUGUUUUCACUCUGCCCUUCAACAUUGCAGUGACUCUCUACUUGGCAGCCACGGGACACUACAACCCCUUCUUCCCCACCACCCUCAUCAAGCCUAUAGCUGCAGUGCCCAACAUCACCUGGUCUGCAAUCAGUGUGCCACUGCUCCUACAAUCCAUCCCAGUUGGAGUUGGGCAAGUGUAUGGUUGUGGAAACCCCUGGACCGGAGGCAUUUUCCUUGUGGCUUUGCUUAUCUCCUCCCCACUGAUUUGUUUACAUGCUGCAAUUGGAUCGACAGUGGGGAUGAUUGCAGCACUGAGCAUUGCAUCCCCAUUUGACAGCAUCUACCUGGGCUUACACAAUUACAACUGUGCCCUGGCCUGCAUCGCGGUCGGGGGGAUGUUCUACGCCCUGACCUGGCAGACGCAUCUGCUGUCACUCGCCUGUGCAUUAUUUUGUGCCUACUCCGGAGCAGCUCUUGCUAAUGCCCUCUCUGUGCUCGGGCUGCCAGUCUGCACCUGGCCUUUCUGCCUGUCCGCGCUCCUCUUCCUGCUGAUGAACUCGGAAAACCCAGCCAUCUACAAAAUCCCCCUCUCCAAAGUCACCUACCCAGAAGCCAACCGGAUCUACUACCUGAGGAUGAGGAGAAGGGCCUCGGAGAGCAGGAGAGAGGAGCAGAAGCGGAAGGAGCAGAAGCCCCCCGACAACUCAAAAAUAAGCACGGGAGGCACCCCCCUGUGCACCCCCAAGAGCCGCCACGCCCACUGAUUCCAAGCAUCCACAACUGCACAGUUUUGGGGCAGCUUUCCAGACGUCAUCCCAGCACACAACACAGCCACAAACACCACCUUUGCCAGCGGUCUGCAGGCUGGGGAUUCAGCAUUCCACAGUCCAGAGGGAACACGGUUUUGCCCUUGAGCUAAGCUUUACAAAAAGCACUCAGGUAACAUAAUAACAGCUGCCUUAUCAAUCCACAUGCUGUUAACUUGGAAGUGACCUCUUAUCAAUAAUAAUUAUAAGAGUAGGCAGAAGAACAUUAAAGAUGACAGGAGGCUGUGUUUAAUUUCAGAGGUGUAAUUUAACAAAAUAAGUAUGCUGAGAAGGCAUUGGUGUCUAAUAAUAAUAAAUAAUGUAAGAACUACGUCAAGAGCUGCACUUCAAAUUAAGAACAUG